UUUUUUGUCUUUCCCCAACAGUGCAUGAGGGCCGAUGGCAUCUGUUUUUGAGCUGCUUCUUCAUACACUAGAUGACCUGAAAAAGGACGAUCUGAAGAGAUUUAGGAGUCUCUUGAAAGACGAUGGACCCAUUGGAGCUGGUAAACUGGAGGAUGCUGAUGUCACUGAUAUAGUGCGUAUAAUGAUGGAGCGCUUUGGACCAGAAGAAGCUGUGAGGAUCACACUGAACAUCCUGAGGAAGAUGAACCAGAACCGGCUGGCUGAAGAGUUACAGGACAACUACACUGAAGUGCAAACAUCAUUAGAAGCAGCUGAGAAACACACAAGAAAACAAGAUGAUUUCUGGCUGCAGGAAUUCUUGAAAACUCACAAAAUGAACAUGAAGGAGAAAGUAGAGCACAUUUUUGAGUGUAAAAAUGAAAAUGAAGCAGAUCUCAAGGAUGUGUUUACAGAACUCUUCAUUACGGAGGGAGAUCUUGAAGAAGUCAAUCAAGAACAUGAGAUUCUGCAGAUUGCUAAAGCUUUAAAACCCCAUGAAUCACAAACCAGGCCAAUCAAAUGCAAUGAUGUUUUUAGUCUGAACAAAAAUAAGAAAAAGAUUGUGCUGACCAAAGGCAUCGCCGGCAUUGGAAAAACUGUCUCAGUGCACAGGUUCAUUCUGGACUGGGCAGAAGGAGAAGCCAAUCAGGAGAUAGACUGUGUUUUCCUGCUUCCAUUCCGAAAGAUGAACUGCUUUAAAGACAUAAAGUUCAGGCUGCAUAAGUUUCUACAGAAAUUUUAUGCAGAACUGGAGAAACUGGACACAACAAAAAUAUGUAAGAUAUAUAGUUGUAAGCUUGCGCUUAUCUUUGAUGGACUGGAUGAGAGUCGACUCCCUUUGGAGUUUGACAGUGGAAUGGUGACAAGUGUUGAGGAGCGAUCAUCUGUAGAUCAACUGUUUACAAGUCUGGUGAACGGGACUCUGCUUCCGUCAGCUCACGUCUGGGUGACAUCACGGCCAGCAGCAGCCAAUCAGAUCCCUCCGGAGUGUGUAGGGUUGUUCACCCAGGUGCGAGGAUUCACUGACCAGCAGAAGGAGGAGUAUUUCAGAAAGAGAAUCAAAGAUGAGACUCAGGCCUCCAGAAUGAUCUCACACAUUAAGAAAUCUCGUAGUCUCUACAUCAUGUGUUACAUUCCCGUGUUCUGUUGGAUCACAGCCACUGUUCUUCAGGAUACCUCAAUUGGAAACGAUGCAGAAAAUAUCAACACGACACUCACUGAAAUGUACAUCCACUUCCUGGUGAUACAGAUGAACAUGAAGAGCCAGAAACAUGACAGAAAAACAGAAAGAGAACGCACCAAGCUCUUAGAUUCCAAUAAAACAAUGAUUUUGAAGUUAGCUAAGCUAGCGUUUGAACAGCUGAAGCAAGAAAAUGUAGUGUUCUAUGAGAAGGAUCUGAAAGCAUGUGGUAUUGAUGUGGGUGAAGACUUUGAAUCCACAGGAAUGCUCACUGAGAUCUUUCAGCAAGAAGCUGGAGUUCAUGUGAUGAAGGUCUUCUGCUUUGUGCAUCUGAGUGUUCAAGAGUUCCUCGCUGCAGUGCACGUGUUCCUCUGCUACCUGAACAAGAACAUGGAUGAACUGGAGUUUUUUAGUGAAGAAACACAAAGAUCUAAUCAUCGGUUUCAAUUUCAGUUUAAAAGACUGCUCAAACCCAACAAGAAUGAGAGUGAGUCGGACUUCAAAAAGCCAGACAAAAAUAUUGCUUUCCAUGAUUUACUAAAGAAGGCUGUUAGGAAAGCGAUGCAAAGUCAGAAAGGACAUUUAGACCUAUUUUUACGGUUUCUGCUGGGCAUUUCACUGGAGUCCAAUCAGAAACUGCUCAGUGGCCUGUUCACACACACUGAAGACAGCAAAGACAGUGUCACAAUACUAAUCAAAUACAUUGCAGAACAAUUACAAAACCAAAACAUCUCACCUGAAUCUUCAGUCAACCUGUUCUUCUCCUUACUGGAGCUCAAUGACAGAACAGAAAUCAUAAGAUACUUCAGAUCAUAUCCACGAAGAAGACUGUCAUCUUCCAUGUGCUCAUUGUUUGCUCACGUACUGCUGAUGUCAGAGGAGGUGCUGGAUGAUCUCGACCUGAGGAGGUUCAAGAUUGAUUUAGGAGACUACAUGAGUCUCCUGCCAGCUGUGAGAUGCUACAGAAAAGCAAAACUCACCUCAUGUUUUCUCGAUGACACCUGCUGUGAAACUGUGGCUUUGGCCCUGCAGACACCAAACUCACCCCUGAUAGAACUGGACAUGAGUAACAAUUACCUGCGUGACUCAGGAGUGAAGCUGCUCUCUGGUGGACUGAAGAGCCAACACUGUCAGCUGAAGAUACUGAGAUUGGCAGGAUGUGAACUCACUGUUCAGUCCUGUGAAAUGAUGACAUCAGUUCUACAAUCAUCAAACUCCCAUCUGAUAGAGCUGGACAUGAGUGACAAUGAGCUGAAGGAUUCAGGAGUGAAGCUACUCUCUGAUGGACUGAAGAUGGACUCAAACUGUCAGCUUGAGAUACUGAGAUUAAGUCACUGUCAGGUGACAGAAGAAGGCUGUGGUUAUCUGGCUUCGGCUCUACGUUCAAACCCCUCACACCUGAGAGAGCUGGAUCUGAAUGACAAUCGCCUGAAAAAAUCAGAAGUCAAGAUGCUCUCUGAUCUACUGAAUGAUCCCAACUACACACUGAGCAAACUCUUGUAUGUUAAUAACAUUAAUCUCAUCCUGUGAUUGUUACGAUCACAUCAUCCAACCCUGUGUGCCUUUCUUUAUUCUGUGGAACACAGAAUGUCUUACAAAAUAAGACACUUUCUUUUCUGUAAGAAAAGUCAAUGGAAGU
Messenger RNA from Rhinichthys klamathensis goyatoka, 2858 nucleotides. RefSeq names its product NACHT, LRR and PYD domains-containing protein 3-like. The record is from RefSeq and is a predicted model, not a curated record. Gene Ontology annotation, molecular function: protein binding. Lineage: Eukaryota; Metazoa; Chordata; Actinopteri; Cypriniformes; Leuciscidae. The transcript has 6 exons. The coding region runs from base 35 to 2749 and encodes 904 amino acids.